Messenger RNA from Tachysurus vachellii, 1702 nucleotides. Its product is annotated as solute carrier family 40 member 1. Gene Ontology annotation, cellular component: membrane. The transcript is spliced from 6 exons. NCBI's taxonomy places the organism in Eukaryota, Metazoa, Chordata, Actinopteri, Siluriformes, Bagridae. Bases 4 to 1575 code for a protein of 523 amino acids. Gene Ontology annotation, biological process: iron ion transmembrane transport. The record is from RefSeq and is a predicted model, not a curated record. Gene Ontology annotation, molecular function: iron ion transmembrane transporter activity.
CGUAUGUGGCACUUUGCCAUCUCGGUCUUUCUGAUUGAGCUGUAUGGACAUAACUUACUGCUAACUGCCAUCUUUGGAUUAGUGGUGGCUGGUUCUGUGCUUUUAUUAGGUGCUCUUAUUGGAGACUGGGUGGACCGUAACCCAAGAAACAAAGUGGCUCAUGCAUCCUUGUUUAUUCAGAACAUCUCAGUGACAGUCUGUAGUAUCAUUCUUAUGUUGAUAUUCUCAUAUAAAAACUGGAUUGAGCAAAUCUGGGACGGUUGGUUAACUGUGGUUUGUUAUACGGUGGUGAUCGUCCUAGCAGAUGUGGCGAACCUCGCCAGCACGGCCCUUAACAUUGCCAUCCACAGAGACUGGAUAGUGGUCAUAACCGGUUACAACCGUGGCCACCUAGCAGGGAUGAAUGCCACCAUGCGACGUAUAGACCAAGUGAUCAACAUUUUGGCUCCACUGGCUGUGGGUCAGGUUAUGACCCUUGCUUCAAAUGUGGUGGGUUGUGGCUUCAUCCUGGGCUGGAAUCUGGUCUCCUUGAUUGUGGAGUUUGUCUUCCUCUCUAGAGUGUUUCGCAUUGUACCAGCACUUUCAGUCAAACUGCCCAUACUACAUGAGCAGUGCUAUAUGGAGAGGAGGAGAGAAAGGAAGAGUUCACAAAGAGAGAGUUCAUUAAGGCAGACAGAGUCCUUGCCUGAGGACUUCAGAGGUCUGCAAUUGAAGAGGAGUACCAGCCUGCCACCAUUUCUGCAACAUCUGCACAGGCUCUUUGACACCUGCAUGGAAGGCUGGAGAGCUUAUUACAGGCAGCCUGUGUUCCUGGCAGGUUUGGGAAUGGCUUUUCUUUACACCACUGUGCUGGGCUUUGACUGCAUCACCACAGGUUAUGCAUAUACACAAGGUAUCAGCGGAUCCCUUCUCAGCUUGCUCAUGGGCGUCUCCGCCAUGGCUGGAUUGCUGGGUACGAUUGUGUUCACCAAUCUCCGCAAAGUCUAUGGUCUGAUCAAAACAGGCAUGAUCUCCAGCUGCCUGCAUCUGUCCUGUCUGCUGUUUUGUGUGUGCUCUGUGUUUGCACCAGGCAGCCCUAUGGACCUUGGCAUGUUAAAUGUGUCUAAUGCCUCACAAAUGGGAGGGAUGAAUGGUGGAGGACACAGCAGACAUGGAUACAUGAUGCAGUGGGGCAAUCAGCCUCUGCUGCCUGACCGCUCCUCAAUCCACUGGACCAACAAUACAGUUUUGUUUGAUAAUGCCCCAACAGGACCAGCACCUGAGUCUUAUGUGUCCAUUUCUCUGCUGUUCCUAGGAGUCAUCACAGCACGAAUUGGUCUCUGGUCAUUUGACCUGACAGUAACUCAGCUACUGCAGGAAAACAUCUGUGAGUCUGAGCGUGGCAUUGUAAAUGGAGUCCAGAGCUCAAUGAACUACAUGAUGGAUUUGCUACACUUCCUCAUGGUGAUCUCUGCACCGCAGCCACAGCAUUUUGGUAUUCUUGUCAUCAUCUCUGUGUUGUUCAUUACUGCAGGACACAUCAUGUACUUCUUGUAUGCUCAGAAGGCUAAAAGGAAACAGUGCCUUGAUACAUAAAUCACCGUUGUGUGUGACAAAAAGCUGCAGACUCUGAAAUGUAUGUGUACCACACAUGCUGCAGCGAAUCCUGAAGUAAUACAGCUGUCUCAAUGACAAUUCAUUUAAUCUCCAUACAUCUCCAUAU